AUGAAUCUUUCAGAAAAGAAAAAUGGUGGUUCAGCUGGGUACAAGCAACCAUGCCAUGUGGACCUGAGUAGCUUUGAUCCGUUAUCCGUCCACUGCCGUGAGAGGGAGAUCUUGAUCGUGCUCGGGGAGGUCGGCGGCUCCUCCGUUGGUCUCCCCUCCGGUGUUCUCUCCUCUUUUUUCGCCUCUCUUUCUCUGCUCAGUGUCAUUCCUGUUGUUGCUCUGUCUCUUCGUAGGCCUCAGGUGUCCAUGGUCUCCGUCAAAUCUAACAGCGGCUGUGGCGAGGAGCUCUGUUUUAAGGGUUUGCGUGGGGACUUAUGUUCAAGGACUGAUGUGGUUGUAGCAGCGUACUUUUCCGGCGAGACUGCGAUGGUUCUUCGUUGUGGCGGGACUGAUGUGGUUGUGGUUUCGUACUUUUCCAGCAAAGCUGCGGCGGUUUUCGUUGUGGCGGGACUGGUAGGUCUCUUCUUCUAA
This is a messenger RNA of Eruca vesicaria subsp. sativa (arugula), 471 nucleotides long. The record is from the annotation of a GenBank genome assembly. NCBI's taxonomy places the organism in Eukaryota, Viridiplantae, Streptophyta, Magnoliopsida, Brassicales, Brassicaceae.